This is a messenger RNA of Dermatophagoides farinae (American house dust mite), 348 nucleotides long. RefSeq names its product E3 ubiquitin-protein ligase RNF180. Gene Ontology annotation, molecular function: ubiquitin conjugating enzyme binding; ubiquitin protein ligase activity. The record is from RefSeq and is a predicted model, not a curated record. NCBI's taxonomy places the organism in Eukaryota, Metazoa, Arthropoda, Arachnida, Sarcoptiformes, Pyroglyphidae. Gene Ontology annotation, cellular component: endoplasmic reticulum membrane. Gene Ontology annotation, biological process: protein polyubiquitination; positive regulation of proteasomal ubiquitin-dependent protein catabolic process; serotonin metabolic process.
AUGUCCAAUAAUUAUCGAUGUCGCAAAUGCAGAUGUUGUUUAUUUUCUAAAGAAUCUACAAUUACAUGUCAUAAUGAAAAAUUAAUUAAUGUUAGUGAUGAUCAACAGAAUGAAUGUUAUGAUCGAUCAUCGAAUGUGAUAUUUGUGGAUGAUCGAAAAAUCAACGAACAAUGGAUUCAAGAACAAAUUGAUGUCGGUGAAUGGAUCAAAGGACGAUUGACUUGUCCAACCAACAAUUGUAAAGCUCGUGUUGGUUGUUACAAUUUUAUCAAUGCUGAAUUCUGUCAUUGUGGUAAAUAUCAAUUACCACCCAUACAGUUUAAUCGAAGCAAAGUGGAUGUCCCGUAA